Molecule: messenger RNA, 4209 nt
Organism: Haliotis rufescens (red abalone)
Lineage: Eukaryota; Metazoa; Mollusca; Gastropoda; Lepetellida; Haliotidae
Product: E3 ubiquitin-protein ligase MIB2-like
Exons: 20
Coding region: 564-3176 (870 amino acids)
Biological process (GO): protein ubiquitination
Cellular component (GO): cytoplasm
Molecular function (GO): protein binding; ubiquitin-protein transferase activity; zinc ion binding
Source: RefSeq, a predicted model, not a curated record
AACCAUACUCACUCACUACUAAAUUAAUAGUUCCGUACAGUCGAAAUACAGACGUGAAAUACAUUGAAAAGGUAAUCCAGCCUAAUAAACUGAGGAAAAAUAUUUUCAAAAUCUUUUGUCUUAGUCCAAUUCUGUUUAACAGUCAAUUGUUUCGCUUGAUGACAACUGUACAUGUUUGGUAUCUUUUAAUGGCCUGAAGAAUAAUCUAGCAGGAAAAGCCGAGAAUAUGCCGUUGCCUGCAGUGCUAUAAGUUUAAUAUGAGUAAGCUCUGACAUAACACGAAGGAAGAUUGUGUUCACAGAUCAAUAUGCUAGCUUUGAACCGCGAAUUAUGCACAAUGUCACGUGACCUAGCAUAAUCACGCGUCAGGCAUUCAAAUCUAUAAAUAGCACUCAAACUGAAAGUAGAUAUUUCCUUGUGUACUAUUAAUAGACGCACGUCACUACAUUCAAAAGAUCGAAAAAUGGCGUCACCUGCUUGCAAUCGCGAAGAAGGAAAUCUUCAUUGUUCUCCUUACUUGUAGUUAUGUACAGAUAAAAGUGAGUUUUCUAGUGAUAAACUUCAUGGAGGAAGCUGGAUUCGGAGAAGGUGGGAAGGCGAAUGACAGCAUAAUGUACGCGGGUCUCCGAGUUGUGCGAGGUCCUGAUUGGUCCAGCGCAGAGAGUGAUGGAGGUGAAGGUCACGUGGGUACUGUUGUGGCACUGGAGGGCGCAGGUCGUGUUGACGUCAUUUGGGACGGCGGUCAGAGAACGACGUGUAGAGCAGGGAAAGACGGCAAACAUGACCUGAGAAUCCUCGACAGUGGCGCCAUAGGAAUACGUCACAGGGGAUUCACAUGUGUUGGCUGUGACACCGAAGAUUUUCUCGGGACGAGAUGGACGUGUAGCCAGUGCAAGGGUGACACUUUAUGUCUUCCGUGUUACUCCGCGGAUAAACAUGACCCUAGUCACGUGUUCCUACGUCACGAUAUGCCCGAGGAUGCGGGUGUAAAAGUAAAGAAAAGGACUACCUGUCUGAAGAUACGCUCCCUCGGGCUCUUCUCUGGGGCACGGGUCGUGAGGGGAGAGGACUGGAAAUGGGGGACACAAGAUGGUGGCAGCGGAAGAAAGGGAACGAUCACUGAGAUUCACCACGAGCCCAAGGCAGGGACAACACGAGACACAGUGAGGGUGAAGUGGGAUGUGGGUCCCUCCAAUCUAUACCGGGUGGGGCAUGAGGGCAAGGUGGACCUUAAGUACGUGGAGGAGGCCCCUGGGAUGUCCUACUACAGGGAUAACUUGCCGGUCUUAGAUGUAACGAGCAUGCACAGUCCACAACCUGCUGUCAGCACGGAGAUAGACGUUGGGUGUAAAGUGUGUAUACAGUUGGACAAAGAUGGGAUGAAACGAGUGCAGGCUGACAAGGGCGGUUGGACAGCUAGCAUGGCCACGUGUGUUGGAAAAGUCGGCACAGUCAGAGAAAUACCAUGUGAUGGUGUUGUUUCUGUUGAGUUUGAAAACAGUAGAUACAGACUGGCAACUGAAGCCAUCACAAAGGUCUAUGACCAUCACGUGAAUGACGUGGUCCGUGUUCUCAUUGACAAGAAGAAGGUUCGGAUGCUUCAAGAAGGACAUGGAGAAUGGAACGCCAAAAUGGAAGAGUCCUUGGGUAAAGUAGGUCGGGUGAAGAGGGUUGACAGCGAUGGAGAUGUGGUGGUUGUGUUUGGUUUAAGGAAGUGGAUCUUCAACCCUGCCUGCUGUGUCCCUGCCCCGGGGGAGAAGGUGGACGCCGACGUCGGUGGUGCAGGGGCUGACAUUGUCGAUGCAGUCCCAGUCCUGGACCAGAUGCUAGAUGGAUUGCUGGAAAAUCUGAGGAGCCUUGUAGGAGGGGACGCUUCAGUAAUGGCGAUGGGGGGUAUGACUGGGGCCAUUGUGAAGGGGGACCUCGAUGCUGUUAAAGCCAUGGUCCAGUCCAGACCGGAGCUGCUAUCAGGUCCAUCUGGAAUCCAGAGGCUGACGCCAUUGAUGGUAGCAUGCCACGAGGGUCAGAUGCAGAUAGCCCGCUUCCUGUUGGAGAGUGGAGCUGAUCUUGAUGCUAAAGGUCAAAUGGGAAUCACAGCUCUUUCUGCAGCUAUAGCCGGCAAGAAGGAGGCCAUUACGACCAUGCUGAUACAGAAGGGCGCCGACAUCCAUCACAGGCACCGCAACGGGCAGACAACUCUUCAUCUUGCUGUACACAACAAUCUCCCGCACGUCCUCAAAGUGCUGGUGAAGAAGGGCGUGGACGUCAAUGCUACGGACAACGCCGGCGAUACCCCACUCCAUGACGCGAUAUUUAUUAAAAACCACGAAUGUACAGAGGUACUGAUCGAAUGUCCAAGCACCAAUCUGCGACACUGUAACAACACAAACUUCAACACCCUGCAAUGGGCAUGUCUUAAAGACAAUGUGCCUUCUGUAGAAAAAAUUCUUGAGAGAGACACGUCAUUUGUAAAUGAGCUGAUGUCCGACGUCCCCUACGCCGCUCUCCACAUCGCAGCCGCCAACGACCACGUGGAAUGUGGCAGACUGCUCCUUGACAAGGGCAAGGCCGAGGUUAACCGGAAGGGUCAUCAGGGACAAAGUCCUCUUCACAUCGCCGUCAGCCAGCCGUACUACAGGGCAUCGGAACUCCUUCUCCAGAAAGGUGCAGAUCCCAAUUUUGAAAAUGCUAUUGGUGACAGGCCGCUCCACGUGAUGUGUGUUCAUUGCUCCCAGAAGGGAACCAUGUCGUCAAGUGAGGCAGAGAGGUUCUUCAGAGUUGGGCGGCUGCUUCUUCAGAAUGGCGCAGCGUACAAGGCCAGAAACAAACUCGGAAUGACGGCCCUAAGCCUGUGUAAUAACACUGGUGUCAAAACAGCAAUCCAGAAAUACAUCGAUCAGAAUCAAGAAUCAUUGAACACUGAAGCCCCCAGCUCAACUCGCAGCUUACCACAGGGCUUAGGUGGGCUGAAUCUGUUCGACUUCCCCACGCCGUGCAGCAGCUGCUUUGGGCAGCCGUCAGAUGCCAAGUUCGCCCCAUGCGGACAUAAAGUAAUGUGCAAGUCGUGCGCUGACAGCUGCACGAAGUGUCCUGUAUGUGACACACCGGUACAGCGUGCACAGAGAGUCGCACAAGGUGAUGACGAUUCCCCCGAGGUGCAGUGCAAGGUUCAGUAGAUUAGAGAUCACCCAAUGUUGGAAGAUAGAAAGUCACUCCGCAGGCUUAAAGAACUGUUCACCCAUUGUUGGAAGAUAGAAAGUCACUCCGCAGGCUUAAAGAACUGUUCACCCAUUGUUGGAAGAUAGAAAGUCACUUCAAAGGCUUAAAGAACUGUUCACCCAUUGUUGGAAGAUAGAAAGUCACUUCAAAGGCUUAAAGAACUGUUCACCCAAUGUUGGAAGAUAGAAAGUCACUCAACAGGCUUAAGGAACUGUUCACUUGACGUUCCUUCACAGUACCUCAGAACAUACAUAGUGUGUUCUGGUCAAAUAAUAAACUGCCGCACAAACGAAACUAUAGACUUUGAAAUUGGAUUUGACCAAAAAAAUACAAACGUUGUCAAAACAUUAUAAUUACGAGGCAGAAAACAGUCGCCUAAACACUGCAAACUUAGGUACAAAACACAACUAUGACACCCGUAUAAAACACAUCACCAUCAAAUACAAAUUUCCUGAUUAUUAAAUGUUUAGCCUCUAUCAAAUAUGGGUGUGACCUUCGUUUGCCCGGCAGUUUAGAGACAAGCCUACCCAACCGGUGAUGUUUAUCAGUGACCGUAAUUAUUAUACAGAUGUUAGCUGAUAUGAACAUUUGUCUCUCCAGACUAGCAAGACACGUAAUAACUGUAAAUAUGUUUGAUAGUGGCGUCCUGCCUUUCCCAUACAAUACCACGUGUGUCCAAAAUAUACGACGUAUAUUCAUUCAAACGUAUGUAACAGACUUUCAUAUAUAUGAGUCUCAGAUAUUUCGUCCAACAUAUAACAACAUAUUUUGCCUCGAGAACGAAGAAGCAUGAGUUAUUUUUUACAAGAUAUACGUUCUCCGAUUUAGUUAAUAUUUGUAAUUUGUAAUCAAAGAAUGUUUUAUUUCUGCUUUGAUUUUUUUUGUAUACCCAAACCAACGAGCGUGAGGGCUGAAGUGUGUUCCAUUUGUCCUAGAACCUCCAAUUGAAAUGUAUUCCAAGCAAAGGGAAUUAAAGAGCACCCGAUUGUA